This is a messenger RNA of Brassica oleracea var. oleracea, 1166 nucleotides long. RefSeq lists its product as uncharacterized. The annotation marks the transcript as partial. The transcript is spliced from 5 exons. NCBI's taxonomy places the organism in Eukaryota, Viridiplantae, Streptophyta, Magnoliopsida, Brassicales, Brassicaceae. The record is from RefSeq and is a predicted model, not a curated record. Gene Ontology annotation, molecular function: chromatin binding.
UAAAAUUCGAGUUUUGAGAGGUGGUGAGAUAAAAGAUUACGUUCAUUUCGAAGAAGGGAGGAGGAAGAAAGAUGGUGUGGUCUCGGAGGUCCGCUCAGGUGUCCCCGGGUGACGACGAAGAGAAAAUUGUACGGGAGACGAGGUCUCAGGGACAGAACUCAAGGAGACUUGAGGAAACAAUGGAGGGAAAGAGGAGGAAGCGUAAGAUGGUGAGGCUGUACGAAGAGUCUGACGGCGACGAGGAAGAGAAGGAGAAAAAUGACGAGGAUGAGAAGGAAGGAGGAGAGAAGCUCCAUGGGGCGAAACCGGUUGGUGAGCCGGUUAAAGUUAGGGGUAAAGGCAAAGGGAGAAGAACCCAUUACAGGCAGUUCGAGCACGGCGGUUACAGAUACCAACUGGAGGAUUCGGUGCUCUUGUAUCAAGAAGACAAUAGUCUAAAGCCUUAUGUUGCCAUUAUCAAGGAUAUUACCCAAAAAAAAGAUGGACGCAUGAUGAUUCUGGGACAGUGGUUUUAUCGUCGAGAAGAAGCAAAGAAAAAGGGUGGUGGAAACUGGGAAGCAAAUGAUACACGAGAACUGUUCUACAGUUUCCAUUUUGAUGAGGCCCCCGCAGAAUCUGUGAUGCAUAGAUGUGUGGUGUAUUUUGUUCCAGCUCAUAAGCAACUUCCGAAACGCAGAGAUAACCCUGGUUUUAUCGUGCAAAAGGUGUAUGAUACCGAUGAAAAGACGCUGUGGGAAUUGACUGAUAAGGUUUAUGAAGUUUCAAAACAACAUGAAAUUGACCUCCUUGUGGAAAAGUCAAUGUCGAGACUGGGUGAUCUUCCUGACCUUGAAACUGAGGAACGUGUAGAGAUGGCUAAAAGAUCUUCCCGGAAAGUAAACAUACCUCCUGUUGAUGUUAGAAAGGAGGAAGAUGAGUACCAUUUGAUCCUACGCAAGUUUGAUUCACUAACAGGUGAUGCUCAUCGUAACAAAUGUUUAGCUAAGCUUCUGAAAGCAGUCCACAACAUAUGCUCCAACGCUGGUGAUGAAGGAAAUUUGGGUUCAGCUGGAUCCCAUCUUGAACAGGCUGAGAAUGGAUCUCACGAUAAUCCGUUAAAGAAUGAGAGUUUUCUCUGGCCAGAUGGUGCUGUUCCUCGGGUUUGUGCUCUUGAGUUGGCUUUACAU